AUGAGAAGACAAGAAGAAGAAGAUCCCAGCACCACAGAUAAUAACGAUAACACAAAACAAGAAGAAGGACAAGUUUCUGUUUCUGACAUGUCAGCAAAAUCUGCAGCUAUGGACAAAGUGGCAGCGGCGGCGCUCCGAUCUGUGCUUCAGCAUGUGACUCAAGCAGCAGAGAAGGCAGAAAAAGCACCCCAGUUGCCAGAGGAUAUAGAGUGGCAUUUCAUUGGGAAUUUGCAGAGCAAUAAAGUGAAACCUUUACUGGCUAGUGUGCCAAACCUUGAUAUGGUAGAGAGUGUGGAUGAUGAAAAGUUGGCACUUGAAGGAAAAGCUCGUACAAUUGUUCCAAUGUGGAGCAAACAUUGGCAAACUGCAGAAGUAAGGUUUGCAAGGCCCUUGGUAGUUGGUAUACCAGAAGAGCAGUGCGAGCCCUCAAUGGGAAUGUCUAAUGACUUUGAGCAAGCUAUCAGAAAUAAUAGAAGCUUAGAAAUUUUUUUGGAGAGAGGAGAGUCAAAAGAUCAAGACAAAUUUGGAGAUAGAGAUGUUGAAGCCAUCGACAUCUUUGGCGGAGAAAUAUAUACAUAUAUAGAUUGGAUGCCGUAA
Molecule: messenger RNA, 597 nt
Organism: Dovyalis caffra
Lineage: Eukaryota; Viridiplantae; Streptophyta; Magnoliopsida; Malpighiales; Salicaceae
Source: the annotation of a GenBank genome assembly